This is a messenger RNA of Endocarpon pusillum Z07020, 768 nucleotides long. RefSeq lists its product as uncharacterized. The record is from RefSeq and is a predicted model, not a curated record. The coding region runs from base 1 to 768 and encodes 255 amino acids. Lineage: Eukaryota; Fungi; Ascomycota; Eurotiomycetes; Verrucariales; Verrucariaceae. The transcript has 2 exons.
AUGUCUCCCUCGGAUAUUUGCGUUACGUGCUACGAGCCACUGCUGCUUGAGAUCGAGUCUGACAGUGAAGUGGACGAGGAAAGCUCAAGUCAAUCCCUUGCGCCCACUGCAGUUCCUGAUGAUGUUGAAUUUCCUUGCAGUUGCCAUUUUCAUUGGGAAUGCUUUCUAGAAGCCUACACUGUGACGGAAUGUCCCAAUUGCUCAGAGCCCUUAUCCUCCUUGAACGCCCGGGGCGAACAGCAAGUCCUUUGCACGGUCCGAAAUGAGGGCGGUGUGCAAGAAAAUUUCGAUAUCCUUCCCUCGGCUACAGAUGAGGCAUACUUAAGGACAUAUCCAGAAGAAAGGAAAGGGCAUGCGUAUCUGGACUUCUGUCGCAUGGGCGACGUGGACGCUCUAGUCCAUCUCAUCCAGGACGGGAACACAGACGGAGACAGCGGAAAAUCACAAGAGGACCUCGACAUUCUUAGGUACACCGGGUCUUUUGAGGGCAUCGACGGUUCAGGAAUGCAUGUUGCCAUCCGAAACGACCAGAACGAGGUUGCCUGGCUUCUGCUUGUUCUUGGUUCUUCUCUCGACUGGUGCGAGUUCCCGCCAGCAGUUCUGCAUGCUAUGGAAAGCAUGGGACUCAGCAAAGAGGAUCGAAGCGCGCAGCCGGACAUCCGAAAUUUAAAGGACAGUGAAGGCAAGACGGCGGCCAUGGUAGCUAAAGAGAGGGGAGGUAUUUGGUCGGAUUGGACUAAGAGCGGCCGUCUUAAUCCUCCAACCUGA